AAAGGUGACGUUGAAGUGUUGCUGACCUCUAGUGGUGACACUGUAAAACGCACACUCACUCCCCAUUACAACAAACAUGGCUUCCUCGUACAGUCAAGAAUGGAGGUCUGUGUGCGACAAAUUUCGAAAUGCUCAAACUCUUUCAGACAUUGAAUCAAGAAAGGAUCCAGAGAACGACCCAUUUCGCUCUAAAUACAAAGCCAGGGACCUGCUAAAGGAAAUACUCGCCGUGUUAAAGAGCUUUGAUACCGGGGAGACCGAGGACGAUGAUAACGAUGCUGCUGAGUGUCAAACAGAGGAGCCCGUUGACGGAGGAAAGGGAGAGGCGUGUGGAAGGCGCUGCCCCGGGGAUUCAAAUGCAGGAAUACGAGCUGCUAAACUCGGGGUGAUCGAAUUCUACCUAGGUGUUAACCAUUUGGAGACUGAAGAAUUAUCGGCUGGCGAAGAACACUUGAUGAAAUGCAUGAAACUGCUAGAGAGGUGCACGAUUACACAGGAGAACGUGUCUUUGUGUAUCCAGGCCAGGAAUCAGCUUGGAAUUCUGUGGGCUAGUAGGGAUGAGACCGAGAAAGCGCAAGGAUUCCUAGAGACAGCUGAAUCGAUAUACAUACGCUACAUGAAAGAGGAUGGCCAGCCGCCCAUGGACUUAACGGAGUUCUUUGUUGGAGAGGAAGAUCAACUGUCUCAACAAGAGAGGACAAAAAGAUUUGAGCUGGCUUACACCCACACGUUGUACUACCUGGCUCAGGUGUACAAAAACCUGGAGCAGUUUGAACGGGCGGGGAAAUACUGCCACAGCACCCUGCAGAGGCAGCUGGAGCUCAACCAGUUUGUGCCCCUGGAGUGGGCCAUCAAUGCAGCCACGCUCUCCCAGUACUACAUCACUAAGACCCGGUACAUGGAGGGGCGGCACUGCCUGGCCGCGGCCAGCGUCAUAGCAGCACUGCCUGGGGAGGUUCCCUCUGAAGCCGCCGCCCAAGAGAGUGAGAUUGAGUGUGAGAAACGUGAGCAACUUCGCCAGAAGAGGGCAGAGAUUGCCCGCUGCUGGAUUAAAUACUGCCUCAAUCUCAUGCAGGAUGCCAAGAAGCUCUUGGAGGACAACAUCGGCGAGCUGGACGUGGACCGGCAGGCGGAGCUGAGGCGCGGGCGGCGGGAGGAGGAGGAGGAGCGGGAGCGCGAGAGGAAGAGCACAGUGCUGUUCAGCUCCAGCGACACCUUCGACUCCAUCUGCGCGCUGGAGGACAAGGUGAGCUGCGUCCUCCCGCUGGACUUUGAGGAGGCGCGCGCCGUCUUCCUGGCGGGCCAGAACCACGUGGGCCAGGCCAAGGAGUACUUCGAGAUGGACGGCCACGUGACGGACCACAUCGAGAUCCUGCAGGACCACAGCGCGCUCUUCAAGGCGCUCGCCUUCUUCGAGGACGACCUGGAGCGCCGCUGCAAGAUGCACAAGCGUCGCGUGGACAUGCUGGAGCCCGUCUGCAAGGACCUCAACGCCCAGUACUACCUGCUGGUGUGCCGCCAGCUGCAGUUCGAGCUGGCCGAGACCUACUACGAGAUGAUGGACCUGAAGCUGGCCGUGGCCGACCGCCAGGACGAGCUGGACGCGCACACGGUCAAGAAGUUCAACGCGCUGUGCUCGGCGUCCAUGGCGUACUACGAGAAGUUCCUGGACACGGCGCGCUCGCCCGACGGCAAGUUCCCCGACAAGCUGGAGGACGAGGUGCUGCGGCCGGCGCUCGUGGCCAAGUUCCGCGUGGCGCGGCUCCAGUCCAAGCUCAUCUCGGCCAGUCCCGCCGUCCAGAUCGAGAACCUGAGCCGCUCGCUGGAGGCCUACCGCUUCGUGGUCCGGUACUGCGAGGAGAACCCCGAGGCCCGUCCCGCCGUGGAGACGGAGCUGGAGCUCAGCGAGGAGAUGGUCAACCUGCUGCCCAUCAAGAUCAACAGGAUCCGCGCCAAAAUGGCCGUCAACUGAAGCUCCGCUAGCUUUAACGGGAUCGACUGAAGCUCAGCUAAUGCUAACAUACAGUAGUACCCCCCACCAUCUCUCGUGACUGGACUUGCUAAAGCUGUUUGUUGUUUAUUUGGUGGGUUUGCACACGGCAAAUCGAUUUAUAUUGCACUGUUGAAAACACUCUUCUUGCGGUUUGUGUGUGUAUGUGUGUGCACUGCGCACCCACACAGUAACCCCAUCCUGACACUAGUGAGUUUGUUGUUGUCACCCUUUGCCUUUUUCCGCUGAUUCCUGGGGGUAUUCCAAGUACGUGGUUUAGUGAUAAACCUGGGUUUAAGUUAACUCAGAGUAAAUGGUUUAGUGAUAAACCUGGGUUUAAGUUAACUCAGAGUAAAUGGUAAACCUUCUACAACAAGAGCCUAUUGGCAUUGUUUUGUUAGGCGAAUAAAGCCAUAUAGCUCUUCUAUUAGGAGGUUUACCACUUAUUCUGAGUUAACUUACCCAGAUUAGUCACUAAACCACAUACUUGGAACACCCCCCAGUAUGGCUUCACUCUCCUAACAAAACAAUGCCAUCUAUAGGGCUCUUGUUGCAGGACGUUUACCACUUACUCUGAGUUAACUUACUCAGGUUAGUCACUAAACCACGUACUUGGAAUACCCCCUUGAUCAGUGUUUAUCUACUCUCCUUUGUAAUUUUAACUUGAGCUGCUCAUCUCACUCAUAAUAAUAAUAAUAAUUAUAACAAUAAUAAUAUCAUAGUUCCCCCCACUCCCCCAACGCCACUGUUAGCUUGGGACCAAUGCCGUAUGAGCUGAUGAUCAUUAUAGAGACUCUGCAUGACCUUUGCAGUCUUCAGCCCCUGUGGAUCUGCUUAUAAACGCAAGGCAUACACAUGCAGAGACUCUUGUAAUAUCUACAAUCUUACAACACUGUUGUUUGUUGGUUGUAAUUAUAAAUUAAUUAAAAAGAAUCCAUUAAACCUUCUGCUCUAAAGUGA
This is a messenger RNA of Sardina pilchardus (European sardine), 2950 nucleotides long. It is a transcript of the gene kifbp, whose product is annotated as kinesin family binding protein. The record is from RefSeq and is a predicted model, not a curated record. The transcript has 8 exons. Bases 77 to 1972 code for a protein of 631 amino acids. Lineage: Eukaryota; Metazoa; Chordata; Actinopteri; Clupeiformes; Clupeidae. Gene Ontology annotation, biological process: microtubule cytoskeleton organization; neuron projection maintenance; central nervous system projection neuron axonogenesis. Gene Ontology annotation, molecular function: protein binding.